AUGCCGUCGAAACGUACAGCCUCCGUUGCGGCGGCAGUGCUGCUCUCCGUGGGGGGAGCGGUGGCAGACCAGCCCAGCUUUUCCGACAGUUCUGCCUACGCCGCCUUUGCCAACAAGACGGACGGCUUCCCUCGGCAAACAUUCCGAUCCAGCGACAUAAUCGCACCCGUGCUGCAGGUGAACUCGUGGGACAAGACACAGACGGACGACUCGUCUUACAUCUUCAUCGGCGCCUCGUACGGGAAGGAAAAGGCCGCGCCCAUGAUCCUCAGCGGCAAGGACCUCAGCCUGGUAUACGCAGAUCAACAGUACGACCAGGUCUACUCCUCGUCGGUGCAGACAUUCAACGGUACCAAAUAUAUUACCUUUUGGGAGGGUUCGCAUGGCGACAGCAGCGCCGACGGCCGCUGGCUGAUGUACGACAGCAAGUAUGAGCUCAAGUACAACCUGACGGCGCAGGGCUCGAAAAACUUGCGCAACGACAUGCCCGAUAUGCGAGUGACGAGAGACAACACAAUCCUGCUGGCUACUUAUGAAACUGUCAGCUUUGAUUGUUCUGCUGCUGGAGGGCCUAAGGAGGCACCGCUGCUGGACAGUGGCUUCCAAGAGAUGGACCCGGCGACGAACAAGGUCCUGUUCGAAUGGAGUGCGCGCCAGCACUUUAACUUGAGCGACUCAUUUAUCAAGUACAACAAAGACUUUAACGUCGGCUCCCCGCCGGUAUUUGACUAUUUUCAUCUCAACUCUGUUGAAAAGUCGGACGAUGGAAACUACCUGGUUUCCAGCAGCCACUUUUGCAUGCUCGCCAUGAUUGACGGCCGAGACGGGCACGUCAUUUGGACUCUCGGAGGCAAGAACAACGACUUCAAGGACCUCAGCGGCGGCAACGCGACCAAUUUUGCCUGGCAGCACGACGCCCAGCUGAGCGGCGCCAGCGACAUUAUUUUGUUUGACAACCACGUGCCCUCGACUGAACACUGUGAUAGCAACUGCGCAUCCAGGGGCCUGCGAUUGAGGCUAGACCAGGAACAAAAGACGGUUGAGCUGGUGCAGGAGUUUUACCACCCCGAGAGCGUCAACUCGGGCCACAUGGGCGGCGUUCAGUUGCUGAAGGAGGGCCACACCAUGGUCGCGUGGGGCGACAACCCGUCCUUUGUAGAGUACAACAAGGCCGGGCAACCCGUCAUGGACGUGCAGCGCGGUCUGCUCGGCGUCGGCUUCCAAGAGGGCAUGUAUGCGUACCGCGUCAGCCGCCACCGAUGGCAGGGCGAGCCGUCCUGGCCGCCGAGCGUUGCAGUUGACGCGCCCUCCAAGAGCACCUCCAACGCGACCGUCUACGUCUCGUGGAACGGCGCCACCGAUGUUGCCCAGUGGGCUAUUCUUGCUUCGGACACGGCCGAAACAGUCAGCAACUACAAGAAUGUCAUUGCGCAGGUGAACCGCACCGGGUUCGAGACGCAAAUCACGCUCGACAGCGCUCUGACGCGCCGCUACAUUGGCGCCGCGGCCGUCUCGGCGGGUGGCGACGUCAUGGGCGCCUCGUUUGUGUACGACAUGCGCACGGGAAAGGCCGUCAUGCAGUCGAGCGGCAUCACGACCAUCAACCCGCCCGUCAAGGCGACGGCGGCGGCCGGCGCCAUGGGCGGUUCCAUCUUUGGCGUGUCGAUGCUGUUCUACAUCUGCAAUUACUUUUGGCGGCGCAAGGGGCUCCCUGUGCCUGUGGCGGAUCAUCUAACCUAUGAAAAGGUUGGCAGCAGCGCUGUUUAA
This is a messenger RNA of Akanthomyces muscarius, 1767 nucleotides long. RefSeq lists its product as uncharacterized. NCBI's taxonomy places the organism in Eukaryota, Fungi, Ascomycota, Sordariomycetes, Hypocreales, Cordycipitaceae. Bases 1 to 1767 code for a protein of 588 amino acids. The record is from RefSeq and is a predicted model, not a curated record. The transcript is spliced from 3 exons.